Carcharodon carcharias (great white shark) is the source of this 2020-nucleotide messenger RNA. RefSeq names its product amiloride-sensitive sodium channel subunit alpha-like. Gene Ontology annotation, molecular function: ligand-gated sodium channel activity. The record is from RefSeq and is a predicted model, not a curated record. The coding region runs from base 35 to 2020 and encodes 661 amino acids. Lineage: Eukaryota; Metazoa; Chordata; Chondrichthyes; Lamniformes; Lamnidae. Gene Ontology annotation, biological process: sodium ion transmembrane transport. Gene Ontology annotation, cellular component: membrane. The transcript is spliced from 13 exons.
AUCAGAACAGCAAGGGAGAGGGCAGCUUGCCGGAAUGACGGACAAACAGGAGGCAGCCGAGGGGGAGGGUGCCGAGGGCUGGUUCGAGUUCCCUCGCACCUACCGGGAGCUGCUGCUGUUCUUCUGCAGCCACACGACUGUCCACGGGGCCGUGAGACUCAUCUGCAGCGAGCGGAAUCGCAUGAAGACCAGUUUCUGGGCAGCGGUGCUGGCCCUCAGUGUGGGAGUCAUGUACUGGCAAUUCGGGAUCAUCUUCCAGCAGUACUGGCAGUUCCCAGUGAGCAUCCAACUGAGUGUGGACACCAGGACACUCAAAUUCCCGGCAGUCACCAUCUGUACACUCAACCCGUACAGAUACAAGGCUGUUCGGAACGACCUGCAUGAGCUGGACCAGUUGACCGAGGAGGCCCUCUACGCCCUCUACGGCUACAAGCGUCCCUCCCCGGGGCCAGGCCCUCACCGCGCCCCCUCCCCCCGGCGGCGAGAUGCCUUCCCGCGCCGGCUGGGGCUGCGGCUGAUCGACCCUGGUAGGCGGCGCGGCCUGGCGCUGGAGAUCGGCGCCCGGCGCUCCCCGGCGACCAACGGCAGCAGCGGGCACGGGGCCUGGCUUCACAACCCGCCCCUGAGCAGGAACAGCUCCUGGAAGAUCGGCUUCGAGCUGUGUAACGAGACCGGAGGCGACUGCUUCUACAACUGGCACUCGUCCGGGGUGGACGCGGUCCGUGAGUGGUACGCCUUCCACUACGUCAACGUGAUGGCUCGAGUCGCCAGGGUGCCGGGACCCCUGGGUGAGGCUCACUUCGCCGACUUCAUCUUCGACUGCACGUUCAACGGCUGGUCGUGUGGAAAGAGUAACUACACAACAUUUAAUCAUCCAAUCUAUGGCAACUGUUACACCUUUAAUGGGAUUAACAGCAGCUACCAGUGGCAAACAUCAAAAGCUGGGAAAGAUAACGGCCUGUGUCUGCUAGUGAAGACCCAGCAGAAUGAUUAUAUCCCCCUCCUCUCCACUGAUGCCGGUGCUCGCGUGAUGGUGCAUGAGCCAAACAAGGCUCCCUUCAUGGAGGACGGAGGCUUCGAUAUUCGACCCGGUGUGGCAACUUCAAUUAGCAUGAGGAAGGAGGAGGUGAUUCGCCUGGGAGGUGACUACAGUGACUGCACACAGGACGGGAGCGAGAUUGGGGUGCCAAACCUCUACAUGUCCGACUACACCCAGCAGGCCUGUGUUCGAUCCUGCUUCCAGAUCACCAUGGUCUCUCGCUGCGGCUGUGCCUACUACUUCUACCCACGACCUCCUGGGGCUGAGUACUGCAACUACAACAAGCACAUCGCCUGGGGACAUUGCUACUAUCGCUUAUCCAAAGAAUUCUCCGCUGAUGUCCUGGGCUGUUUCAGAACAUGCCAGAAACCAUGCCAGCAAACAGAAUAUCAGAUGACUGCAGGAUAUGCAAAUUGGCCAUCAAAGAAUUCAGAGAGCUGGAUCUAUCCUGUACUCCACAAUGAAAAACAGUUCAGCAGCUCAAACAGGAAGGAAAUUGCCAAACUGAACCUGUUCUUCCGUGAGCUGAACUACAAAACCAUGAGCGAGAACCCGGCUCUCCCCGUGGUGUUGGUGCUGUCGAACCUCGGAAGCCAGUGGAGCUUGUGGUUCGGGUCCUCGGUGCUGUCGGUGGUGGAGAUCCUGGAGCUGGUCGUCGACCUGGGGGUCCUGAGCACCGUCCUGGUGCUGGCCGCCCUGCGCCGGCGCCUCCUGGGGGGGUCCGGACCCCCUCCCCCUCCCCCUCCCCCUCCCCCGCCCCCACCGUUGCCCGAGCCGCCCCACCACCCUUGCUGCCGGCGCCCCAUCUACCCGCACGCCCGGCGGGACCCCGGCGCCCACCUGGGGGCCUUCGACUCCCUGGCGGACUCCGCCCUGCCCCCCACGUACGACUCGCUGGACCAGCGGGGGAGGGGGGGUGACCAGGAGGGGGUCAGCCCGGGUCCCGAGGGCCCAGGGGGAGGGACGGUCACCUACCUCUAG